Molecule: messenger RNA, 555 nt
Organism: Batrachochytrium dendrobatidis JAM81
Lineage: Eukaryota; Fungi; Chytridiomycota; Chytridiomycetes; Rhizophydiales
Exons: 7
Coding region: 1-555 (184 amino acids)
Biological process (GO): intracellular protein transport; endoplasmic reticulum to Golgi vesicle-mediated transport
Cellular component (GO): endoplasmic reticulum membrane; endoplasmic reticulum
Source: RefSeq, a predicted model, not a curated record
AUGACACUGUAUUAUCAGAUUGUGUUUGCCAUGUUGGUAUAUGAGAUGGCUCUCUUUCUACUGCUAUUAGCACCUUUUCCUACUACCUGGCGUCGAAGUAUGCUGAAAUGGGUGUCUAAUAGCAAGAUCGUUGUUAAAAUAUCAUAUGUAAUGCGAAUCAUGUUUGUCUUUGUCGUUGUUCUCUUUGUCGAUAGUUUAAACAAUGUAAUGAAGAAACAUGAACAUGAUGAGCAUGGUCAUUCGCAUGCAGAUGCUCACACUGAAUCCAUGGUCAGAGCAAAGAUGUUUUAUGCCCAACGCAAUCUUUACUUGACUGGAUCAGUCGUGUUUCUGUCCCUCGUGCUCAACAGAUUCUUUGCAAUGGUUUUCGAGCUCAUGAAAAACGAAGAAAAGUCCGAGGAAUUGGUUGAGGAUGCAAAAACUAAACUCAAGGAUCUGGAGGUUGUCAAAAAGCAAGCAGCACAAACAGCUGAUGAGUACAUGCGACUCACAGAUCGUUAUGUAGAACUUGAGAAAAAGUUUGAAAACAACUCCGAGUUCAAAAAAUCAAAAUGA